Opisthorchis viverrini is the source of this 231-nucleotide messenger RNA. RefSeq lists its product as hypothetical. Lineage: Eukaryota; Metazoa; Platyhelminthes; Trematoda; Opisthorchiida; Opisthorchiidae. The coding region runs from base 1 to 231 and encodes 76 amino acids. The record is from RefSeq and is a predicted model, not a curated record. The transcript has a single exon.
AUGCCGGAAAAGAACUCAAUCAAAUCUGGCUUUAAAGAAGUGAGCAUGAGGUUCAACUUCACUGACAGAGGACAGAAACACUAUGGAUUAACUGCUGGGCUACCAGUGCCAGUGAACUUCGAGAAAGGAAGGCUCAUUUUCAAGUUCGCUGUGGAAAGGAUCGACUCCCAGCUUGCCUUAAACAUUCAUCUCUUCACUCUACUUGCCGAAACCAACUACGAAAAAACAUAG